This is a messenger RNA of Phalaenopsis equestris, 1737 nucleotides long. RefSeq names its product MLO-like protein 1. Lineage: Eukaryota; Viridiplantae; Streptophyta; Magnoliopsida; Asparagales; Orchidaceae. The coding region runs from base 48 to 1613 and encodes 521 amino acids. The transcript is spliced from 14 exons. Gene Ontology annotation, cellular component: membrane. The record is from RefSeq and is a predicted model, not a curated record. Gene Ontology annotation, biological process: defense response.
AACCGCCUUUUAGCGCUAGAGGGAAGCGGGCAAACUGUGUGCAGCAAAUGGCCGAGGGAGGAGGAGGAGAGGAGUUAAGGCUUGACGGAACUCCGACAUGGAUCGUCGCCGUUGUUUGCACAAUCAUUGUGUGCAUCUCUCUUUUCUUCGAGCGAUUCCUCCAUCGCCUUGGCAAGCGAUUCAUGCGCAAGAACCAGAAACCCCUCUUCCAGGCCCUCCAGAAGAUGAAAGAAGAGCUGAUGUUGAUGGGAUUCAUUUCGCUGCUAUUGGUGGUAUUCCAAGGAGCGAUUCAGAAGAUUUGUAUUCCUGAGAGUUUUACUCAUCACAUGCGGCCCUGCAAGAGCGAAGAUCUCGCCGGCGAGGGGAACGGCGGCGAAGCCCGCGGCACCGCCCACUACACCUCCGAUUUCUUCGCCGGCGUUCUUGGAGGCGGCCGGAGGCUUCUCGCCGGCGGAGGUUCUGGUACCGAGCUUCAGCACUGUGCUAGAAAGGGAAAGGUUCCACUGCUAUCGAUUGAAGCAAUCCAUCAACUUCAUAUUUUUAUCUUUGUUUUGGCUACAACUCAUGUGAUUCUUAGUGUUAUAACUAUGCUCUUAGGAAGUGCUAAGAUACGCCAAUGGAAGCACUGGGAAAUUUCCAUCCAUAAAGAAACUGCUGACAAUGCUUCUACUUCCCCAUCAAUCACUCAUGUUCACCAAACUGAAUUCGUUAGGCGCCGUUUUCUUGGCAUUGGCAAGGAUUCUGUGAUCCUAAGUUGGCUGCAUUCCUUCUUUAAGCAAAUAUUUGGAUCAGUAACAAAAUCAGACUACACGACAAUGAGACUUGGCUUCAUUAUGGCUCAUUGCAAGGGUAACCGCAAGUUUGAUUUUCAUAAAUACAUGGUUCGAGCCCUUGAAGCCGACUUUAAGAAAGUGGUUGGUAUCAGUUGGUAUCUCUGGAUUUUUGUGGUUAUUUUCUUGUUGCUGAAUGUUGGAGGGUGGCAUGCAUAUUUCUGGAUAUCCUUCAUUCCUUUGAUUCUUCUGUUCACUGUUGGUACCAAAUUGGAGCAUAUAAUCACUCAGUUGGCUCAUGAGGUUGCGGAAAAAAACACAGCCAUUGAAGGAGAUUUGGUUGUCAAACCUUCAGAUAACCACUUCUGGUUCCAUCGCCCUCAAAUUGUCCUCUUCUUGAUCCAUCUGAUCCUCUUCCAAAAUGCAUUUGAGAUCGCGUAUUUCUUCUUGAUAUUGACAACUUAUGGAUACCACUCGUGUAUCAUGGGUAGCAGCAAAUACAUCAUUCCCAGAAUCUCAAUUUGCGUUGUUGUACAGAUUAUUUGCAGCUACAGUACACUACCUCUUUAUGCGAUCGUUACACAGAUGGGGAGUUCAUUCAAACCAGCGAUAUUCGAGGAACAUGUGCAAGAGGGCCUUGUAGAAUGGGCACAAAAGGUGAAAAUGAAGGGAAGAAGGGCAACUUCUGGUGUGAGUGCUCGACCGAAAGAAGACAGCAUUCAGCUUCAGAAGGUUCUCACUCAGUCAGAUCCUCCCAUGCAGGAGAGCCGAGUUGAGAUUGUUGAAGUUGAUUCAAGUUCAAAUAUGCAUGAAAACAACCAAAAUGGCAACCACAAAUCAUGAGCAUGUAUUAUUUCCUACAUAUUAGCUGUCUUUUGUAUAUGAUCUUUUAGUGUUUAUAUCAUCAUUGCCAUAGAAAUAUAGAUACACAUGAUUAUUUUUAUGUAAACCUUCAGUUUUUCAAUUU